Heteronotia binoei (common prickly gecko) is the source of this 401-nucleotide messenger RNA. RefSeq names its product pre-mRNA-processing factor 6-like. The record is from RefSeq and is a predicted model, not a curated record. The transcript is spliced from 3 exons. NCBI's taxonomy places the organism in Eukaryota, Metazoa, Chordata, Lepidosauria, Squamata, Gekkonidae. Bases 31 to 312 code for a protein of 93 amino acids. Gene Ontology annotation, biological process: mRNA splicing, via spliceosome.
CGUGAGAAGGAGGAGAUUGAAAAGUACCGAAUGGAACGGCCCAAAAUCCAGCAGCAGUUCUCGGAUCUGAAAAGAAAACUCGCUGAAGUCACCGAGGAGGAAUGGCUGAGCAUCCCCGAAGUCGGCGACGCAAGGAACAAACGCCAGAGGAACCCGCGUUACGAGAAGCUGACUCCUGUCCCCGACAGCUUCUUCGCCAAGCACUUGCAGUCCGGGGAGAACCACACAUCUGUUGACCCCAGACAGACGCAAUUUGGAGGUCUGAACACACCCUACCCUGGAGGCUUAAAUACCCUUAUCCAGGUGGGAUGACUCCUGGGCUGAUGACCCCUGGCACAGGUGAGCUGGACAUGAGGAAGAUCGGCCAAGCAAGGAACACCCUGAUGGACAUGAGACUCAGC